This is a messenger RNA of Penicillium argentinense, 345 nucleotides long. RefSeq lists its product as uncharacterized. Lineage: Eukaryota; Fungi; Ascomycota; Eurotiomycetes; Eurotiales; Aspergillaceae. The record is from RefSeq and is a predicted model, not a curated record. The transcript has 5 exons. The coding region runs from base 1 to 345 and encodes 114 amino acids.
AUGUUUCGCAACCCCGCAUGCGAUAAUCCGGGGUCUCUUAGCAAAGCAUCAAAGCCAGCGGGCGGUUUGCAUAUCGCCGCUCUCUCAGUGUCUCUCCUUGAUCCUGUCGAUAUCGGUCGCGCCGAUGCUGCAAAUGCGGCGCAAAGGAUCACCUCGCUGCGGACUGCCAGACCUAACUUAUACGUCACCCGGGAGAAUAUGCAGCGGCUGGAGGCGCAAAUGGCAGCUAGCUUUGGUCGACUGGAGGAGAUGCUAUCGGACCUCAUGGAGGUCAUUCUCUCCCUCGCUCCUCGUCCCCUGUUCCCUGCCUUCCCUGAGAGCCAGGAUAAAGAUGUUGAGCUUUAA